This is a messenger RNA of Durio zibethinus, 2975 nucleotides long. RefSeq lists its product as uncharacterized. Gene Ontology annotation, biological process: 7-methylguanosine mRNA capping; protein dephosphorylation. Gene Ontology annotation, molecular function: mRNA 5'-triphosphate monophosphatase activity; mRNA guanylyltransferase activity; ATP binding. Lineage: Eukaryota; Viridiplantae; Streptophyta; Magnoliopsida; Malvales; Malvaceae. The record is from RefSeq and is a predicted model, not a curated record.
UUUAUUGCGAUAAUUUUAUCCCCUCUAUUUAUCAAAUCUCUCUCUUUCUCUCUCCUGACAUGAGAGUGAUUUAUUAACUUUUGUUUUUUACUAUUCUAUCUCUCCUCUUUCAAAAACCUACAACAUUCUCUCUCUAGGGUUUCGAAGGGAAUUUUCAGCUAAACCGGAGGGCACCCCACCCCAAUUGUAGGGUUCGUGCGACUUACUGAACAACUUUAUUGUGAAUAUCGGAUUCAAGAGAGGCUUCAAUUUCUUUUUCCGGGAAAAACAUAAAGACGAAAUCAGUUUAUUUUAGUGCCUUCAACGACAUAGUGAACCGUCAUAUCGCUGUAAUUUCUUCGUCGAUUUCAUGUUACUGGAUUGCGUCGCUUGCGAAUAAUUUUGUUGGUUAGGGUUGUUUCGAAUUGUUCGUCUACUUCGCUUACCAGCUAGACAUAGUUUAUAGCAAAAAAAAAAAAAAAAAGCACGAGGCGAAAUGAGGAAACAGAAAGGGAGGCAAAGUGUGAGAGAAAAGAGCACGAGCUGUUAGGUUUUAAGUUCGUGGUGUUUGGUAGAUGCUGAAUGAUUGCUAGUAUGGACUUAAAUGCUUCGCCGUUACCUGAAGAUGAUGAAGACUCAUAUGAAAGCCAUGUAGAACAUUACUCUGCACCAAAAGAACAUGUAGAAUCUGCAGUCGAAAUUUCACGGCGGGAACGUGAAGAAAGACGGAAGAGAUUGAAACAAGACCGACCAGAUGACCAUCCUGUGCAUGUUUCUCCGCCUCCUGUACGUGAUCACUUUUAUCAAAAUAGGAAUCCCAAGUUCUACGAUAAAAGUCGGAUCCCUCCUGGUUGGCUUGAUUGUCCUUCGGCUGGUCAGGAAAUAGGCUGCAUUAUUCCUUCUAAGGUUCCACUUGGUGAAUCUUAUAAUGACUGUGUUCCACCUGGUAAAAGAUACUCUUUUAAACAAGUGAUUCAUCAGCAAAGAGUUUUAGGAAGAAAGCUUGGUUUGGUGAUUGAUUUGACAAACACAUCUCGUUACUAUCAAACUCCAGACUUGAAGAAAGAAGGCAUUAAGCAUGUAAAGAUUCAAUGCAGGGGAAGGGAUGCUGUACCUGAGAAUGUGUCUGUAAAUGCCUUUGUUUAUGAGGUGUCGCAAUUCCUCCAACGUCAAAAAUCCAAGAAAUAUAUUCUUGUCCAUUGUACGCACGGGCAUAACCGCACUGGAUACAUGAUUAUUCACUAUCUCAUGCGAUCACAAUCAAUGUCUGUUACUCAGGCAAUAAAAAUUUUUUCUGAGGCACGUCCUCCAGGAAUCUACAAACCAGACUAUAUUGAUGCCUUGUAUGCAUUUUAUCAUGAAAGAAGGCCUGAAAUGGUUGUCUGCCCUUCAACUCCUGAGUGGAAGAGGUCUUCUGACCUUGAUCUCAAUGGUGAAGCAGUCGCUGAUGACGAUGAUGAUGAUGAUGAUGGAGGUCCAACUACAUUACCUAAGAGUCAUGAAACAGAUGUAGUGUUGACAAAUGAUGACAUUUUGGGAGAUGAAAUACCUCAAGACCAGCUGGAAUCAAUGCGGUUAUUUUGCUACCAAACUUUGAAGUUAAAUGUUGGGGUUAGAGGACAUGCACAAUUUCCAGGAUCACAUCCAGUUUCACUGAACAGGGACAAUUUACAACUUUUAAGACAACGUUAUUAUUAUGCCACUUGGAAAGCAGAUGGAACACGAUAUUUGAUGUUAAUAACUGUUGAUGGAUGUUACUUAAUUGAUAGGACUUUUAAUUUCCGAAGGGUUCAGAUGAGAUUUCCUUGCAGACACCCAAUUGAAGGUAUAGGGGACAGGACUCAUCAUUUCACAUUGCUUGAUGGGGAAAUGAUAAUUGAUACCUUGCCAGACUCACAAAAGCAAGAGAGAAGAUAUCUCAUCUAUGACAUGAUGGCACUUAACCAUGUGCCUAUCAUAGAGCGGCCUUUCUAUGAACGAUGGAAAAUGCUGGAAAAAGAAGUGAUUGAGCCUCGAAAUUAUGAACGCCAGAACAUUUACCAGAGCAGGAAUCCUUAUUAUAGAUAUGACCUUGAACCCUUCAGGGUGCGGAGGAAGGAUUUUUGGUUGCUCUCUACUGUAAAUAAGGUUUUGAAGGAAUUUAUCCCGAAGCUCUCUCAUGAGGCAGAUGGCCUUAUUUUUCAGGGCUGGGAUGAUCCUUAUGUACCUCGCACCCAUGAAGGCCUUCUGAAGUGGAAAUAUGCUCAGAUGAACUCUGUUGACUUUUUAUUUGAGAUUGGCAGUGACGACCAUCAACAUCUUUUUCUUUAUGAACGGGGGAGAAAGAAGUUGAUGGAAGGGCAUAGAGUUGAAUUCAGAGAUGUUUCAGAUCCUCCUCCUUCGUUCUCUGGGAAGAUUAUCGAGUGUUCUUGGGAUCUUGAUCAACAGGUGUGGGUCUAUAUGCGGAUCAGGACAGAUAAGUCGACUCCCAACGAUUUCAAUACUUUCAAGAAGGUUAUGCGAAGUAUAAGGGAUAAUAUCACGGAGGAAAUCGUAUUAAAUGAGAUUAAUGAGAUUAUUCGCUUGCCCAUGUAUGCUGAUAGAAUAAAGAUUGACAGCAAGGCCCACCUUCAGACAAAUUCAGUACGACGUAGGUGAUGGAUACUGGUUGUCAUGCAGCUGAUUGAGGUAUUGGAUGCUGGAGUUAGCCUUUCAUUGCCUGUGUGUUAAAGUGCUUUCAGGCUUCUUUUGGUAGGUAAGUUAGGUGCAUGCAUACUUGGGCUGUUGAGCACAUCAUGUAAAAGGUCACACUGGUAUCAUGUAAUUAGCUAUCCCCUUUUUUAGUCAAUCUUGUAGUUAUGUGCUAUGCUGGUGAGUUGUAUGAUCCAGGUGGUACACUAUUUUUCUUAUAGUUGUUCAUAUUAGAGGAUUAGCAUUAGGAUAACCAUGUAAAUUAGUGUUAAUUUUUCUUAUGUUGUGAUCUCUCAAGUUCUAUUGAAAGUAGCCAUUUUCCAGAA